GUACUCCAGAGUUUAUGGCCCCGGAGAUGUAUGAGGAACACUAUGAUGAAUCCGUGGACGUGUAUGCUUUUGGGAUGUGCAUGUUGGAAAUGGCUACCUCAGAAUACCCUUAUUCAGAAUGCCAGAAUGCUGCUCAAAUUUAUCGGAAAGUAACCUGUGGUAUAAAGCCAGCAAGCUUUGAGAAAGUUACUGAUCCUGAAAUUAAGGAGAUAAUUGGAGAAUGCAUUUGCAAAAAUAAAGAAGAAAGAUAUGAAAUUAAAGAUUUAUUAAGCCAUGCCUUUUUUGCUGAAGAUACUGGGGUAAGAGUGGAACUUGCAGAAGAAGACCAUGGUAGGAAAUCCUCUAUUGCCUUAAGACUCUGGGUAGAAGAUCCUAAGAAACUGAAAGGAAAACCCAAAGAUAAUGGAGCCAUUGAGUUUACUUUUGAUCUGGAGAAGGAAACUCCUGAUGAUGUUGCACAAGAAAUGAUUGACUCUGGAUUUUUUCAUGAAAAUGAUCUCAAGAUAGUUGCCAAGUCAAUACGUGACAGAGUAGCAUUAAUACUAUGGAGAAGAGAGAGAAUUUGGCCUAGGAUACAGUCAGAGGAACGUCGAGAUUCCGAAUGUUUGGAGAAAUCCAAGGCGCCGCAGACACAGCAGGUUCAGGUCACGUACCUCUCCCACACCGGUCACCACAUCCUGUCGGAGUCGGAGGAGCCCGAGGCGGAUCAGCACCCUUUCCAGCAAAACCUGCCCACCAGCGUCACGUCUGUUGCAUCUGACAGCACAUUCGACAGCGGUCAGGGGUCCACUGUUUAUUCAGACUCCCAAAGCAGCCAGCAAAGUGUCAUCUACUCCUCUCUGCCCGAUGCGAUACCUCCUGCUAUUCAACGGGUUUACAGUCCGCCCCUGAGCGAGAGCCCGGCCCUGCCCCACAGCCUGCAGCAGCUGGGGCACUACCAGCAGCCCUCAGGACCCGGCCUGCCCGUGGUCCCGGCUCCCGCUCCCGCCGUGUCCCAGCGGGCCCCGCAGUUCCAGGAGCCGGCGAUGACGUUCCCGGUGGUGCCGCCGACCACGGUGGCGUCCCUGCCCAUGGGGCAGUCCCCGCCGGUGCUCGCCAGCCAGCAGCAGCAGCCCAUGUCACAGCAGGCCUCCCUGCAGCAGGUGCUUGCGAGCCAGCCCGUGUGCCCAAUCCCACCUGCAGCCCAUCUAUUGCCCCAGUAUCAGCCCCAGACUUCUCAGGUGGCAGCUAGCAGUACACCCCUAAAACCGCUCCAGAUCUCAACCGUGCCGCCGCUUCCACCGGUUGCCCCCUCCCAGAUUCCUCAGUUUCCUGUCAUUCCUGCAAUUACUCCUCUGGCAGGACUUGACAACCUUCCUCCAAACCUCUCUGACAUACCUGCUGCAAACGUGCCCCCCAUUCUGUCGGCUCUGCCAGCACACCACGCGGUGCCCCAGCUCUCCCAGCAGCAGAUGUACCCGGCCACCUUCCAGCAGAUGGUCCCCAGCGAGGCGCCCUCUCCCCACCACACGCAGGCCGCUCCGCAGCCACCACCAGCUCAGUCGCUCCAGCCCAGCCUCGUGCAUCCUUCAGAGCAGCCCCUGCCCGCGCCUGGCGCUGGUACCCAGCAGAUGACUGGACACACUCAGUUUGCUCUGGAAACUGGAGCCCAGGUGCCUGUACUGCCCGUGCAGCCUUCGAUAGUCAUGUCACCACCUUUGCAGUUGCAGCCCGAACUAUUGCCGCCCUGCGUCGCUCCAGAAAGCGUUUCCCAGGUCCAUGGCAGCCUUGCUACAGCUAGUCCGCCCGUGCCCGUAGAUCCCUGUCUGCCUCCGCAGCCUUCUGGUCUUCUGCAGCUCCAGCCAGACCUGUCCCAGCAGCUGGCUCAGCAGCUCCCCGUGCCCUGCUCAGCAGCCCAGGCAAUUACAGAGUCAUCUCAAGAGGAGCAGGCAAUGCAGGACAAACUUCAGGCACUGUCACAGAGCUGUGAAAGCUACAUGAGUCCAGAUGUUGCUUCAGGUAAAGAAAUGAGUGACAGCUUUGAAGGUGCAAUAGGAAGUGGAAAACAAGAAGGAAAGCCUUCAAAGAAACAUAAGAAAUCUACCCGUGCUCGUUCACGCCAAGAAAAGACCAGCAGGCCAAAACUGACCAUACUAAAUGUGUGUAACACAGGGGAUAAGAUGGUUGAGUGUCAGCUCGAAACACAUAAUCACAAAAUGGUGACUUUUAAGUUUGAUUUGGAUGGUGAUGCGCCAGAGGAAAUUGCUACUUACAUGGUAGACAAUGAAUUCAUAUUGCAGAGUGAAAAAGAGACAUUUAUUGAGCAAAUGAAAGAUAUUAUUGAUAAAGCAGAAGAUAUGCUCAGUGAAGAUACAGAAGGAGAACGAAGUUCUGAUCAGGGGACGAGUCCCCAACAAGAUACUGAUAGAAUGGAAAUGAAUGAAGAGAAGCGACAGUCUCAAGUGAAGACGCCCGUGUAUCAGCAAAAUGUCUUGCAUACUGGAAAAAGGUGGUUUAUCAUAUGUCCUGUUGUGGAAAAUCCCGCUACUGAUGCUCCAGAAUUUUCUCCACCAGUUCCUCAAAGCACACAGCAGCCUGAAGGCCCAGGAAACUGUGGUCAGUUAAAGCUGGAUCCGCCCUGCGCCGCCGAGUCCGACGGGGAAGGGCCGCCCCGCGUGGACUUUGUGGACAACACCAUCAAGAGCCUUGAUGAGAAGCUGCGCAAUUUGCUUUACCAGGAAUACGUUCCCACUUCUUCUGCGUCGGCAGGGACUCCGGAGAGUUUCGUCCCUUUGGAACAGGGGGACAGCGAGUUUAACUUGCCGCCUCUUGCUGAAGAUCAAAUUCCCACGCUGGUAUUGGGUCUAAGAGAACCAGCCCACAAAGCUGCAGACACCUGCCCGGAAGCGAACGCUGCCGAGAGCCAACUCGUGUCGCUUGUGCCGUCGACGAUCUCGCCUUGCCCCGCACUGCUGGAGAAGUCUGGAGUCGCUGGCACCAUUGCUGAUUCCUCAGAAGCAAGAGGUGGGUCAGCAAGCAGAAAAGGUUCAUCUGCAAGCAUCAUAUCAGCUCCUGCUGCUACAGCAAAAGGUCUCCUUCAGAUUGCAGCUACAUCGUCAAGUGUAGCCAAGCAGAUGGAAACUCCUAAAAGGAAGGAGAAGGCAAAGACCACAACUUCAUCUGCGCACACAGAUAAUUUAAUGCAGAUAUCUACAGCAGAUGGGAUGAUAAAUAACCUUCAAAGGGAUGACUCCCUAGACUCUGGUUCCUAUGGAAAACAGGCUGAAACUCAUGGCAGCAGUACCCCCGCCAAAACUAUUGGCAGGUUUUCAGUAAUCAGCACGCAAGAUGAGUUAACUUUAGCGUCGCCGCAGUGCUUAAGGUUCUCGGCGCCCCCGGACGUCUACCUGGACGCGCUGCCCUCGAGCCCGGAGCUGAAGGCGGCCGUGCGCCGCGUGCAGACGGCCUCCUCCGUGGACGUGCUCUGCGAGCCGGGCUCGAGCGACUCUGCCGACGAGGCUCUCCGCAGGCAGCCUGCUGCUGCCCAGCCAUCCCCGCCGAGCGGGAGCGCGGCCACCGACUUGAUUAAAAAAGCAGCUGCUUUUCUGCAAAGAUCUGGGAAACCUCCUUCACAAGGCCUCGAUUCGCCUAAUGGUCAGGGAGCAAAAAUUCCUACCAUCAACAUAACAUCUUUCCACUCGCAGUCGUCAUACAUGAGCAGUGACAAUGAUUCGGAAUUUGAAGAUGCAGAUAUGAAGAAGGAAUUGCAGAAUCUAAGAGAAAAGCAUAUGAAAGAAAUUGCCGAACUUCAGACUCAGCAGAAGAAUGAGAUAGAGGCGCUGUACCUUCGCCUCGGGAAACCCCUUCCUCCCAACAUGGGCUUCCUGCACUCAGCCCCGCCAAGCGGCCGUCGCCGAAGAACCAGCAAAAAUAAAUUGAAAGGUGGAAAACUUGAAAAAAAAGUUCAGCAGCUCAGGAGUGGAACAUCAAGCACAAGUAAUAUGUCCGAAUCUAAAGACUCUCCCCACAGAGAAAUAACUAAAAGCCAGUCGGGGUCUCCCGAGACGGCAGCAGUAACGUCGGCCUCGGCCACGUUUGGGAAGUCGGUGCAGACGCAGCAGCCCUGCUCCGUCAAAGCCUCUUUGUCCUCGGACAUCUGCUCCGGCUUGGGCCCCGAAGGAGGCGACGGGAACGCGAGCUCUGGCCAAGGCUGGACGGUUUUCCACCAAACGUCUGAGAGAGUGACCUAUAAAUCUAGUAGCAAACCUCGUACCAGAUUCCUCAGUGGACCUGUGUCUUUGUCCAUCUGGUCUACCUUGAAACGACUGUGUCUAGGCAAAGAUCACAGUAGUAGAUCCUCUACGAACAGCCUGGUGCCGUGCCCGGAGCCCCUGCCGCAAUCCUCGCUGCAUGUCCAGGCCAACAACAGUAACAACAAGAAAGGCACCUUCACCGACGACUUCCACAAGCUGGUGGAUCAGUGGACAAGCAAAACUGUCGGCGCUGCACAGGCGAAACCCUCUUUAAAUCAGCUGAAGCAGAACCAAAAAAGGCAAGACAUGGAGCCAAAGGCUAGUCCCAUGCAAACCCAGAAUGAGACAUGUGGAGUUAAUUGGGUGAGAGCAGGAGCGGGGAGUCACUGCGUGGUUCCAGGGCCUUGCCCCGCGUCGGCCGCCCUCGCUGCGGGAGCGUCGCCUCACGCGCGGGUGCCGGAUCCCAUUUGCACUGUAGGUGGCACGGACACCUCUCUCCUCUUUGAAAGUUGCUUUUUGCCCAUUUUACUGUGCACAGAGUCUGCACCUGCAGCCCCGGCCAAAGGCGCGAGGUAA
This is a messenger RNA of Tinamus guttatus (white-throated tinamou), 4808 nucleotides long. The record is from RefSeq and is a predicted model, not a curated record. Lineage: Eukaryota; Metazoa; Chordata; Aves; Tinamiformes; Tinamidae.